UGUAAGUGGAUGGAGCUGAGUCAGUAGCACUUGCCACAUCCUUCUGCUACUUAAAGUCCCACAGCCCGACCCCUAGCACCACUGCCUGGCUUCCCUGGCACCAUGGCUCAGACCUCUUCCUCAGUGCAUGUGCCCUACGUGAUUCCACUGCCCAAUGGCAUUGAUCUUGGUGGUGUGGUGAAAAUUCGUGGGACUGUUCCGCAGUUUUCUGACAGGUUCAUUGUAGACUUGAUGUGUAGCAUGGGGCAGGAUCCUGACAUUGCCCUGCAUUUCAACCCCCGUUUUGAUCAGAACAAGGUGGUCUUCAACAUUCGGAAGAAUGGCUCUUGGGGUACAGAGGAGUUUGGGCAAGGUUUCCCCUUUAGACAUGGGCAGGCCUUUGAGAUAAUGAUCAUCGCUGACCAACAAGGCUUCAAGGUUGUUAUAGGGGACCAGAAGUAUCACCACUUCCGCUACCGGAUCCCUCUGUCUGAAGUGUCGAGGUUGGGCGUGAGCGGGAAUGUGAUGCUGGAGUCAGUGAACAUCUUCUGAGCCUGAGAGAUGAGAGCAGGAUGAGAGUGAGAUGGAGUCUGGCCUUGGAUGAUAAUAAAGUCUUAGUUAACAACACA
Messenger RNA from Erinaceus europaeus (western European hedgehog), 608 nucleotides. RefSeq names its product galectin-7-like. Bases 103 to 531 code for a protein of 142 amino acids. The record is from RefSeq and is a predicted model, not a curated record. NCBI's taxonomy places the organism in Eukaryota, Metazoa, Chordata, Mammalia, Eulipotyphla, Erinaceidae. Gene Ontology annotation, molecular function: carbohydrate binding. The transcript is spliced from 4 exons.